CCUCCAAUGUUAGUGUUGUUGCAACUAGAGAUCCAAAUCAAGAAUUCAAUUCAGUUGAUAUUCCAAUAAGUAUCUCUCAAUAUAUGCUCCCUGUAUUGGUCAAAAGUGAAUCUCAGAAUCUUAGAGAAAUUACUUAUUUUGAUACUGAAUAUUCCCAGUAUAAUACUUUUACUAGUUUUAAAAACAUUCUUAUGAAAAUAAGAGUUCUCUAUCCCACCAACUCAAAAUGGUUCACUUAUUUGCAUACUAACAAUAGCAUUAAACCAGGCAGAACUUUUCUCAUAUCUGGCUUUUUUAGAUAUAUAAGCUCUGAUAUGACUAUAAUGAAAACUACAGAUAUUGACUUUUUUAUUAUCUCUAAUGCUAUGAUGACAAUUGAAUUAGAAAAUAAAAUUUUCUUAUCCUCGUCUAAUUCAAAUAAUCGAUUAGAUAUUGAUCUGAUUAUUGAUAAGAUUGAAUCUAAUACUUCCAGCCUUUGA
This is a messenger RNA of Dentiscutata erythropus, 479 nucleotides long. The record is from the annotation of a GenBank genome assembly. NCBI's taxonomy places the organism in Eukaryota, Fungi, Glomeromycota, Glomeromycetes, Diversisporales, Gigasporaceae.